Messenger RNA from Paramecium pentaurelia, 219 nucleotides. The record is from the annotation of a GenBank genome assembly. Lineage: Eukaryota; Ciliophora; Oligohymenophorea; Peniculida; Parameciidae.
CAAUGUCUCAAAAACACAUAUUGAGUCAAAAGCAGUUAUAGGUUUAUUUAAACAACAAUCUGAAGAGAUAUAGCUUUAUUUAACUCAUGUAGACUUGCUAUUCAAGACAAAAAAUUUUCAAUAAGAUUAAGUAAUUCUUAAAUAAUAAAUCUGAUUUCAAUGAUAAAGAAUGUAUUGCUAGACAUGAAAUUUAGCAUACAAAUAAAAAUGCAAGAUGAU